UCGGUGUGGGGCCGAAGGCGCAGAAUUUUCCGGGCCGGUGAAUCGGCGAUGUUAUCGGCUUGGCACUCCCGCCUCCCGUGUUUUGUUCAACAACACAGAAAAUGUCCAAAAUUUGAUACUCAAUUUGAUCGAUUGAACCGAAUACUACUUACUUGAUGGGAACAGACGAUCUCCUUAUUGUCCCGGGAUAUUGGCAGUCUCGAACACAUCCAGUCUGUCCUGUGGUGGAGUUUCCAUUAGUCCAAAUCUCCGUUCCAAAACACACGCGAGUUUACCCGAUGCGUGAGACUCAGACUCCGGUGUUGGAUUCCACCGGUGGGUGGUUUUUACCUCUUUUGGUCAGCGUAUCAUACUUUCUGCCAUUGGAGAUACAUCGCAGACGCGCAUAUGAGGCCCCGGUUUUCCCAUGCGCCAGGCAUCACUCGUCCGAUGUGUGGAGACGAGCAGUACAGACAAUCCGUCCCAAGACGCCAAAGAGAAUGCGCAGUCAGGGUCCUGCCUUCUUCGGUUAACGACAUGUUGCCCCAAAAACAUAUGCUGUGAUGAAGAUCUCUAGUCAAAAUUGCAGUGAUAGACGCUGCGUAUGCUUUGUACGUCAACAAAGGUGCCUGAAACAUAACACGGAAGCCACGUUCUGCCAGGGACCUCUACAGUUGACAGCUGUGUUU
This is a messenger RNA of Colletotrichum godetiae, 668 nucleotides long. RefSeq lists its product as uncharacterized. Bases 156 to 512 code for a protein of 118 amino acids. The transcript has a single exon. The record is from RefSeq and is a predicted model, not a curated record. Lineage: Eukaryota; Fungi; Ascomycota; Sordariomycetes; Glomerellales; Glomerellaceae.